Messenger RNA from Paramecium tetraurelia, 3123 nucleotides. RefSeq lists its product as uncharacterized. NCBI's taxonomy places the organism in Eukaryota, Ciliophora, Oligohymenophorea, Peniculida, Parameciidae. The transcript has 6 exons. The record is from RefSeq and is a predicted model, not a curated record.
AUGAGCAAGGUUCAAUUCAUGGAUCAAUUACUAAGGGAUUUCAGAGAAGUCAGUGCUGUUCAAAAUAAGUCAUCUGUUAAUGAGUCUUUUUUGAAGGAGGAAAGCACGGGUCCUUAAAUAAUACUAACUAAUAAUAAGAAUCGAUUGAAGUUAAAGGAAUACAGCAAAAAGUUAAGCCACUACAAAUAAGAAAUGGUAAACGUAUCAAAUCAGAUUGAUUUGGAGUAUGCAAGAUUCAAAGAAUCCAAAAUAUCUAUGGCCACAAUCAUAACAAGAGAGAUUAAUAAAUUAUAAAAGCAAGAUGAAGAUUAAAUUAAGGAAAUGUUAACUUUUGUAAGAAAAUUGAUAGAAUUCAAUCAGAAGAUUACACUAGAAAUUGAAAAUGUGUUUGAAAAUCAAUAAACCGUGUCUGUUUAAGAAGUAGAGGCUGCUGCUCAGGUGUUCCAAGAAGUAGAACAAUAAGUGCUUGCUUUGAAAGAGAAGAGAUUAGAUCUUGGGUCAAUGGACUUUAAGUUAUUGUCCAUGAAUGAGUAUAAUAGAAUGACCUUAUAAUUACAGGAAUAGAAACUUAACUCCUAAGAAUAAUAAAAUAACCUAUUUAGAAAUGAGUAGAAGAUUAAUUUGAUGUUGAGUCAAUAAUUAGAGGAAAAAAAUUAAAUCAUUUAAUAGUUGCAGAACAAUUCUUCAUGGGAAUAAUGGAGGGAUCUUGAAUAGAUGAUAUUCAAUCAAUUAGAGAGGUUUCGAAUUCCUUAGCCAAAAUCAAAUGGAAAUUUAUUUAAUUAUGUGUUCGAUCAUUUGGAUUAAAUGCUUUAUAAUCAAGAAUGUGAAAUUAAAGACUUACAAAAUUAGAUUUUCAAAUAUUAGAAGGAAAUUGAUGAAAUAAAAUAAGAAAAUGAAAUUAUAAUCAAGGAAAAUAAACAGAUCUAAAACUAAGUCAAAUAACGAAUUGAUGAGAAACAUAAUGAAAAAUUGCAACUUUAAGAUGAAAUGAAGAAUAUUCUUAAUAACAGCAUUGAAAUUGAAAAAGAGAAUUAAGUAUACAAUAAUCAAUUGCAAAUAGCAAUACGAAUUUGUAUAAGGAAUUACAGAAAUACAAGAAUGAUGUGGAUGAAUUAAAUGACAUCAGAAUUAAAUUAGAGGAUCAAUGUGAAAAACAUUUAUUAAUCAUUGAAUAGACUCAAUAAAUAAAAUAAUGAAUUGGAAUCAAUUUUAUAUUAGUCCAAAAAUGAUGAAAGUGAUGAAAUCAAAUAAUACAUUCAAUUAUCCAAAUCUCAAUCGAGUAGAAUUUAACAAUUAGAAACCGAAUUAAAUUCUACGUAAUUGUAGCAUUCAAAACUAUUGGAUUAACAAAAAGAAUCAGAUAAUUUGUUGAAAUAAUUAAGAGAUUAGGUUUAAGAUCUUCAAAAAUAAAUUAGCUGUCAAGAAACUGAAAUUAAGAAAUAAUUAAAGUUGAAUGAUGUAUUAUAAAAAUAAUUGAAAGAAAGUUAUGAGCUUAGUAAUACACAAAAUUCAGAUCUAAGAGAAAUUGAUGAGGACAUUAAAUAUUAAAUUAAAUACAAUGAAAUACAAAAAGAAUAUAAAGAAUAUAAAGUGUAAACAGAAAAUAGAUUAAAAAAAGUACUAACAUAAUCUUAAGAAUUAUAAUAAAAGGUUUAGAUAUAAGACUAGGAAAAAUUGUUAGAGAGCCAUAAAAUGAUUGAGAAAGAAACAACUUUAAAGAGCGAGAAUCAAAUUUUAAAUCAAAAAAUCAAUUUGCUAUAAGAAUAAUUGAAAUAGUAGGAAUUAAAUUAUUUGAAUGAAAUUAAAGUUACUAAACUAGCGUUAGAUUAAACAUAAUUAUAAUAUCAAUAACAAUCUUAAUUAUUUGAUAAGUUAAAACUUUAAGCCUCUCAAUUGGAAUAAGCGGUUUUGGAAAAAGAAGCACUGAUUUAGGAACUUUAAUAGGAACUAGACAGUAAUUCAGCUUAAUACGAAUAAUAAGCUAAUGAAGUUCAAUUAGAAUACAAUUCUAUUAUUGAAGAAAAAUAAUCAUAAAACUAACAAUUUUAAUAGACAAUUUCGAAUCAAAAGCAUGAGAUUAUGCUUUUAUAAAGAUAAAUUGAUCAAUUAGAAUUUUAGAAACAAUAAGAUUUAUUAUAAUACAAAAUUGAAAAUGAUAAAAAGUCUCUUCAAUUUGCAAAAGAAUUAGAGUAGGUAAAGGAUGUGUUAAAUUCUUCUAUGAGCUUUUAGUAAAUAAAAGAAAGCGAGAAAUCCUUUUAGAAAAAAAUGUAAUAAGUUUAGGAAACAUCAAAUAAAUCAAUAGUUCAAACAUAAUAAAAAUAUGAAUAAAUUAUUUAAGACUUAGUUUAAUAAUAUGAUAAAUAGAUAAAUUAUCUGCAAGACUAAUUAAACCUUUAGAAUAGGUUGGAUUACUAAUAAACUCGCAAUAGUUAAAAACCUCCUAGAGCUUAACAUAAGAGUCCUAAUUGUUAUACAAACUCUCCAGCUUCCUCCAUUUAAUAAAGUUUUUACAGAGAAGUGGCUAAAUUUUCAAAAGAUUUAGAUGAUUCUUAAGAGUCAAAUACUUAAAAAAGGCCGACUGGGAUCAUUAAAAAAAACAAACAUAUAUUUAUUGAGGAUGAUAAUAAUACUAGUUAGGAAUAAGCAUCUUCAGUUUAAAACUAUAGCAGUUCAGGAAGAGCAUAAAUAACUGAUCAUGCUGUUCAAACAGAGUAAUAAAAUGAAGAUAUCUUCCCUCCUUUUGAUCAUAGAAUAUGUUUAAGGUGUAAGAAAAACGAUAUGAUUGCUCCAAACUUUUGUAAAUUCAAGGAAGUGAAUCAGUUUACAGAUCUAAGCAAUAGUUAAGGAAGUGCAAGUAGAUUAAAAUCUUCUAGAGUUUUAAAAGAACAUAUAUAUGGAAGUAAUUUAAGUUGGAGAUAAAGGGAAACAAAUUCAGUCACAAAGUCAAACUAUUUUUCUAUUGGAGAAAAGACUUCUUAAGGAGUCAAUACAAUUUUAAGUUUAGUUAAUAUUGAAAGCACUCAAAUUAAAAGAGCUUCUAGUUAAAGAAGAAAUAAACGAAACUCAGAAAGUUUGUCAAUCUCUUUUAGUUCUAAAAUGGAUACAAACAGAAGUAAUUAAUGA